AUGAAGCGCAAAGCCGAGUCUGGCGCCGCCGCGACGGCUCCCGCGAGCAAGCGCGCCAGCGACGACGUCGAGGGCUCCUCCAAGAAGCGCCGCCGCGUGAGCAAGGCCGAGGACGACGUGGCCGCCGCGGAGGUCGCCGCGCCGAGCAAGAAGGAGAAGAAGGAAAAGAAGGAGAAGAAGAAGGACAAGAAGGACAAGAAGGCCAAGAAGGAGGAGAAGGAGCAGGUCGAGGCGGCGGACAGCCAGGAAGCAGUGGUUGCUGCCCCGAGGGAGGAGGAGGAGAGCGGCGACGAGAAGCCAAAGAGGAAGAAUAGCGAGAAGAAGGACAAGAAGAAGGAGAAGAAGAGCAGCAGCAAGUCGGACAAGCCAAGCGAAGAGGUCCCUGCCGCCAGCGAGACCAAGGACAAGUCCAAGAGCAAAAAGGACAAGAAGGCCAAGAAGGCCAAGAAGGCGGAGGAGCCUGCCUCCGCGGAGGACGCCGCGACGACCGGCGAUGAUGCCGAGCAAGAAGAGCAAGGCCAGGGCGAGGAGGGCGAGGGCGACGAGGAGCAGGAGCAGGAGCAGAAGAAGGCGGCGCGCUUCAUCGUCUUCAUCGGCAACCUGCCCUACACGGCCACCAAGGCCAGCGUCGCCAAGCACUUCGAGGCGCUGAGCCCGUCGAGCAUCCGGCUGCUCUCGAACCGCGAGGACCCGUCCAAGUCGCGCGGCAUCGCCUUCCUCGAGUUCGACAGCUACGGGCCCAUGAAGACGUGCCUGGCCAAGUUCCACCACUCCGAGUUCAGCGACGGCAAGUCGCAGCCGCGCAAGAUCAACGUCGAGCUCACUGCUGGAGGCGGCGGCAAGACCCAGAACCGUCGCGACAAGAUCAAGGCCAAGAACAUCAAGCUCAACGAGGAGCGCGCCAGGCGGAUGCAGGCCGAGGAGGAGGAGAAGAGGACCCGAGUCAAGUCCGGGCCCAAGCCACAGCAGCAGCAGGCCCAGGCCGACGAGGACGACCACUCUGGCGUCCAUCCCAGUCGCCGUGGCCAAAUGUCCAACAAGAGGAAAUGGUGA
Thyridium curvatum is the source of this 1053-nucleotide messenger RNA. RefSeq lists its product as uncharacterized. The record is from RefSeq and is a predicted model, not a curated record. Lineage: Eukaryota; Fungi; Ascomycota; Sordariomycetes; Thyridiales; Thyridiaceae. Gene Ontology annotation, molecular function: RNA binding. The transcript has 2 exons. Bases 1 to 1053 code for a protein of 350 amino acids.